GGACGGGUAGCAUUUUUUGUCAUGGUUAAAAUUUAGGUACACGUUAAUAAAAUAAAAAAUUAGCGCUGAAUAAAUUGGCACUAGCAUUUACGCAGGGAGAAAAUUCAUUUAUUUUAUAAGACGAUUGACUGAGCAGCUGCAGGAAGACAUGAUAAUCAUAAUUGGAUCUGCUGCAGUGCUUGAAUUUUGAAUUGAAUUGAAGAGAGUCAUGGGAUGCACAUUUUCAGGUUUGAAUGCUCUCUACGACGUCGUCAAUGGCGGAGGCGAUGUCUGGAUUAACGAAAGGCGCUUCAAAAUUUUGAGGCAAAUUGGUGAAGGAGGGUUUGCUUUCGUUUAUUUGGUUAAAGAGCAGACAUCUCUAGCCCCUGCCAAGGAGCCCAAGGAUCACUCACACGUCUCAGAGGAUGGAAUGUAUGCACUGAAGAAGGUGUUGAUCCAAACUGAUGAGCAACUACAGUUGGUGAAACAAGAGAUACAAGUGUCAUCUCUUCUAAACCAUUCUAAUCUGCUUCCUCUUCUUGAUCACUCCAUCAUUGCAGUGAAGGGAACACAGGAAGGAUCUUGGAACCAAGAAGCAUAUUUAUUGUUUCCUGUGUUUUUGGAUGGGACCUUGCUGGACAACACCCAGAAAAUGAAGGCAAGGAGGGAAUACUUUCCCUCUGACACAGUUCUUCACAUAUUUAGACAGCUUUGUGCAGGAUUAAAGCAUAUGCAUAGCCUUAAUCCUCCAUAUGCGCACAAUGAUGUCAAGCCAGGGAAUGUGCUUAUAAAAUGGAGAAAGGGUCAACCACCACUUGCUAUUUUGAUGGACUUUGGCAGUGCUGCUCCUGCCAAAAGAGAAGUACGAUCUCGAUCUGAUGCACUGAAAGUACAGGAAUGGGCAGCUGAGCAUUGUUCAGCACCUUAUCGAGCUCCGGAAUUAUGGGACUGUCCAAGUUAUUCAGACAUAGAUGAGAGGACAGAUAUCUGGUCACUUGGAUGCACUCUCUAUGCAAUCAUGUAUGGUAUGUCACCAUUUGAACACUCUCUAGGGGAAGCUGGAGGAAGCCUACAAUUAGCAGUCAUGAGUGGUCAAAUAAAAUGGCCUUCUGGGCCUAGCCCUCCCUACCCAGAAUCGCUGCAUCAAUUUGUAACAUGGAUGCUUCAACCUCAAGCUGCCAUCCGCCCCUGUAUUGGUGAUAUUAUUAUUCAUGUAGACAAAUUGCUGGCCAAAUUUUCUUCUUGACCAGGUUUUAUUUGCCACAAGUUGCUUAGUUUAUGCCAUUCUUUGUUAGUUGAUUUGAUCAUUAUCGGUAGUUUGAGCAAAUUUGCUAAAUGUUAUUUUAGUUUGGAUGACAAGAUGUAGUGUAUUUAUUCAGAUUCAUCCAUCCUUCUAGCUGAAUCCUUAAUCUGUAAAGUUGGAAUAUGACACUGAAGUAUGAGACUGCUGUAUUUAGCAAGAUUAUCUUGUUUUAUUAGCAUGAGCUGGAUUAAGAAACUAAGAGUAUAUGAUAAGUAUGUAAAGUUUUGUCCAGAUUACCACCACGUUUAUUAUAACACAAGCUGAUUGUUUAUUCGUAA
This is a messenger RNA of Cryptomeria japonica (Japanese cedar), 1560 nucleotides long. RefSeq lists its product as uncharacterized. The coding region runs from base 209 to 1225 and encodes 338 amino acids. Gene Ontology annotation, biological process: protein phosphorylation. The transcript has 6 exons. Lineage: Eukaryota; Viridiplantae; Streptophyta; Pinopsida; Cupressales; Cupressaceae. Gene Ontology annotation, cellular component: cytoplasm. Gene Ontology annotation, molecular function: protein serine/threonine kinase activity; ATP binding. The record is from RefSeq and is a predicted model, not a curated record.